AUGAAAGUUCUGAGGCCCAACAAGUUCUCUCUGCCCUCAGGAAAAGGCUUCUUCAUGCACUUCAGCACGGCCUCUGCUAAACCUGGUGACCGUGCAGUCCUGGAGAGUCGUUGGCUUUAUCCCAAACCUGGAGCCCAGUGUCUGCAGUUCUUCCUCCAUAACACCGGGGCAGCCCAUGAUGCUCUCAACAUCUGGGUGCGAGAGGAUGACCGCAGCAGAAAACGGAAGAUCUUCAAGAGUAUUUCAGGAGGCGUCAGGGGCUCUUGGGAACUGCAUAACAUCAAUCUGAGUGUGACCAGGAAGGCCCGUGUGGUUUUUGAGGGUGUGAGGGGAAAGGGGCCAUCGAAGGGAGGUUUCUCUCUGGAUGACAUUAACCUGUCAUCCACAAAGUGCCCUCAGCACAUCUGGCACAUCCACAACAUCACCAGCCUGCUGGCCACCACACCAGCAGGACAGGAAAUGUACAGCCCUCGCUUUCUGUCACCAGCAGGUUACUCCUUCCAG
This is a messenger RNA of Micropterus dolomieu (smallmouth bass), 504 nucleotides long. RefSeq names its product meprin A subunit beta-like. The annotation marks the transcript as partial. The record is from RefSeq and is a predicted model, not a curated record. Lineage: Eukaryota; Metazoa; Chordata; Actinopteri; Centrarchiformes; Centrarchidae. Gene Ontology annotation, molecular function: protein binding. Gene Ontology annotation, cellular component: membrane. The transcript is spliced from 2 exons.